AGCCUCUGCGGAGGCCCAUAUAAAAAAGAAACAGUUUUUUUUUAAUUAUUCUUCUUCCUCCUAAUGCGCUCACUGGUCACUGCCCACCCAGAUUCCUCCGCCGGCGCCGGCGCCGGCAGCGGCAGCGGCGGCGGCAGCGGCGGCGGGGUACAAAGACGCUCCAACCUGACGAGCGGUCGCCUUCCUCCCAACCCCACCAAGCCCGCACGGGAGGGAGGGAGGGAGGGAGCCCUCUCUCAAGCAAGUCCAGGCCGGCCAUGUCGUCACGCCGUGUCCGCGUCACCGGCCUUGGGCGACCCGACGCCGGCGUCUCGCGCACAAAGAAGCAGCAGCAGAAUCAGGGUCUUCCUCGGCAACAUCAACAGCAACAGGAAGCUGGUGGUGGUGGACGAGCUGGUAGGGAGCACGCUCACCACCUGUUCGACGAAUUGCUUCGCCGAGACACCACCUCCAUCUUCGACCUGAACAGCGCCCUCUCCGCCGUCGCCCGUGAAAGCCCCGCCGUCGCUCUCUCCCUCUUCAACCGCAUGCCCCGAGCCGACUUAUGCACGUACAGCAUCGUCAUUGGCUGCUGCAGCCGCGCCGGCCACUUGGACCUCGCUUUCGCCGCCCUCGGCCGUGUCAUUAGGACUGGAUGGACGGCGCAAGCAAUCACCUUCAGUCCUCUGCUCAAGGGCCUCUGCCAUGACAAGAGGACCAGCGAUGCAAUGGACAUUGCGCUGCGACGAAUGCCUGCCCUGGGUUGCACGCCGAAUGCAUUCUCCUACAACAUCCUUCUCAAGGGCCUCUGCGAUGAAAACAGGAGUCAACAAGCUCUCCACCUACUCCAUACGAUGAUGGCUGAUGAUACUAGAGGAGGAUGCCCACCCGACGUGGUUUCAUACACCACAGUCAUCAACGGCUUGCUUAGAGAGGGUCAGCUGGACAAAGCUUAUUGCCUGUUUGAUGAAAUGUUGGAUCAGGGGAUGUCGCCUAAUUGCAUCACGUAUAAUUGUCUUUUGCAUGGAUAUUGCUCAUCAGGAAAGCCCAAAGAGGCCAUUGGGAUUUUCAGAAAGAUGUGCAGAGAUGGUGUUGAACCGGAUGUCGUCACUUAUAACACGCUCAUGGUCUAUCUCUGCAAGAAUGGAAGAUCCAUGGAAGCUAGAAAAGUUUUUGAUUCUAUGGUCAAGAAGGGCCACAAGCCUGACAGUUCUAUAUACGGUACUCUGCUUCAUGGGUAUGCUACUGAAGGAUAUCUUGUUCAGAUGCACCAACUCUUGGAUGUGAUGGUACGAAACGGUACGCAACCUGAUCACUACAUCUUUAACAUAUUAAUAGGCGCAUACGCUAAACAUGGAAUGGUAGAUGAGGCCAUGCUUGCAUUUAGCAAAAUGAGGCAGCAAGGAUUGCACCCUAAUAUAGUCACCUAUGGAACAGUAAUGGACGCGCUUUGCAGGGUAGGCAAAGUGGAUGAUGCUAUGUCCCAAUUCGACAGGCUCAUCUCUGAAGGACUAACUCCUAAUGGUGUUGUUUUUAGAACCUUAAUUCAUGGCCUCUGUGCCUGUGAUAAAUGGGACAAGGCUGAGGAGUUGGCUGUUGAAAUGAUCGGUCGAGGCAUCUGUCCCAACACCAUUUUCUUCAACACAUUGUUGAACCACCUAUGCAAAGAAGGAAUGGUUACAAGAGCCAAAAACAUCUUUGAUUUGAUGGUACGCGUAGAUGUGCAGUGUGAUGUCAUUACAUACACCACACUCAUAGAUGGAUAUUGCUUAGAUGGUAAGGUGGAUGAAGCAACAAAGUUACUUGAAGGUAUGGUGUUAGAUGGGGUGAAACCUAAUGAAGUUACCUAUAAUACCAUUAUUAAUGGUUACUGUAAGAACGGUAGGAUAGAGGAUGCAUGUUCUCUUUUCAGACAGAUGGCAAGCAAGGGUGUUAAUCCUGGCAUUGUUAUCUAUAGCACAAUCCUCCACGGGCUGUUUCAGACUAGAAGAAUUGCAGCCGCAAAAGAACUCUAUCUCUGGAUGAUUAAAUGUGGGAUUAAGCUUCCUAUUGGAACGUACAACAUAAUCCUUCAAGGACUUUGCCAAAACAAUUGCACUGAUGAUGCCCUCCGAAUGUUUCACAACCUAUGCUUGAUUGAUUUCCACCUUCAGAAUAGGACUUUUAACAUUAUGAUUGAUGCGUUACUUAAAGGUGGCAGGCAUGAUGAAGCUAAGGAUCUGUUUGCUUCUCUCUUGGCUAGAGGUUUAGUGCCGAAUGUUGUGACCUACUGGUUAAUGAUGAAAAGUUUGAUAGAACAAGGGUUGCUAGAAGAGUUGGAUGAUUUAUUUCUUUCUUUGGAGAAGAAUGGUUGUACAGCUGACUCCCGAAUGCUAAAUGCUUUAGUUGGAAAGUUACCACAGAAAGGGGAGGUACGCAAGGCUGGGGUUUAUCUCUCCAAAAUUGAUGAAAAUAACUUCUCCCUUGAAGCUUCCACGGCUGAGUCGCUGGUUUUUCUGGUUUCAAGUGGCAAAUACGACCAACAUAUAAAUUCUAUCCCUGAAAAGUAUCGUCCUACUGCGAAAUCCAGGGCUGUUUUUAGUCAAAAAAAAAAUCCAGGGCUGUUUGAUGCUGCCGGUAGCUAUGGAGUUGUAACUAGACUUUAUUCUUCUUCUUAUAUCGAAUUAGUUGUGUAAAGAUGACAUUCUGGAGCUACAUGAUGGGAGAUUUCUCUCUCUCUCUCUCUAGCAUGAGUUUUUCAGAAGCUCUUUUGCUUGCAACUGCUUAUUGCCCACGAGUAAUGCUUCAACAAUCUCUCUGUAACAUUGAGAUCAACCCAGAUUUAAGCUGGUAAUUUCCAAGGGGUAUCAAUUCCUGCGAUCUCUGCUACAAUGGCUGGCAGCUCAGUUGUUUUGUACUAGGAUGCAACCUAUGUUUCAGAAAUAGCCAGUUUCAGUCUACUCACUGAUCAAUCUCCACUGGAUACUAUCUACUAACCAGCACAAUCACAAGCUACCUGGACGGUUUCUCAAGCAGAAGGUUCACUUACACACAAACUUCAGGAAAGUGACAGCUUCCGCUUCCUCCUUGCUAUGCUAUUUGUUUGUAUCAGUUCUUGCAUAUUCUACUCAGCAUAGAGCCCAAACACCAUACAUGACCACUUAAAGAACUUACCAACAGUAUCAAACACAUCAAUAUCUCAUGGAAGAACAUCAGAAUGAUUCCUCACCCCCCAAAAAAAAUACAAGUUGCAGAGAAAUUCAUGAACAUCUGUGCAGAACCUUUCUAUUUUCACAGGGGUGCAGAACUAAUCUUAACAGUGUAGUCUCAUAAAAGAAUAUUAUUUGCCCCGGGGAAAAAAAGAAACUUUCUUUCAUUACGCUCUGAAA
Molecule: messenger RNA, 3347 nt
Organism: Oryza sativa Japonica Group (Japanese rice)
Lineage: Eukaryota; Viridiplantae; Streptophyta; Magnoliopsida; Poales; Poaceae
Product: protein Rf1, mitochondrial
Molecular function (GO): protein binding
Source: RefSeq, a predicted model, not a curated record